UUGGGCAACCACCUGAUCCUACAGUGAGCUAGAUAUGGCUUCUUCGUUGGUUGUCGGGCGGCGUCUGAUGCGCGCUCUGGGGCCUGGCGGGGAGCUAGAGUCAGAGAAGCUGCCCCGGAAGUUGCGGGCCGAGUUUGAGGCCGCUGUGGGGAAGAAGCACAAGAAUGUUGGUAGUCCCAGUGGCCCCCGACGCUUGGUUUCCUUUCGUCUGAUUCGGGAUCUGCACCAGCAUCUCAGAGAAAGCGGUUCUACACUAUACCUUCAUGAGCUUUUAGAAGGCAGUGAAAUCUAUGUCCCAGAGGUUGUGAAGCCUCCUCGGAAUCCAGAGUUAGUGGCCCGACUGGAAAAGAUUAAGAUACAUCUGGCCAAUGAGGAAUAUAAGCGGAUCACUCGUAAUGUCACCUGUCAGGAUUCAAGGCUCAGUGGGACUCUUGGUGACUUGGGAAAGCAAGUGAGAUCGGUGAAGGCUCUGGUUAUCACCAUCUUCAACUUCAUUGUGACGGUCGCAGCUGCAUUCAUCUGCACUUACCUUGGAAGCCAGUAUGUCUUCACAGAAAUAGCCUCGCGUGUGCUGGCUGCAUUGAUUGUUGCCUCAGUGGUGGGCCUAGCUGAGCUGUAUGUCAUGGUGCGGGCAGUGGAAGGUGAGUUGGGAGAGCUGUGACUGGUGCUUCAUCAUCAGAAUCUGCAGAAGGUUUUGGGGUCAUCAGGCUCCCAACUGCCAAUCACUGACUCGGUCAACCCAUGAGGCUUCUUGUACUCAGCUCUAGUUAGUCAGAGGACCAAACCAGGCCACCUGCUGUUUGUGUGAGGAGCCCCAUCUUCUGUAAAUUUCCAGAAUGAGCAGUGAAGGAAACUCAGACAAUACUUCUUUUAAACUAAAAGAAUUGGUAUCUUGCAAGAACCCAUUGCCCUCCUGUCUCCUCCAGUCGGUUCUGAGCUCUGCUGGGACUGGGUUUUUUCCAUCAGGAGUAAAUGGAAUCCAGGCCUCCUCAGAAGACGGACCAUACUGCCUUGAACUUGUCCUAGUGCUCACCUCACAUCUUUGGUGCAGGCUGGUAAUUGAGAGCAGAAGCCUCUGAGAAGGGAGAGAGGCUCCAUCUCUCCAGUGUUUGGUGGAGGCCAACAGUUGAAAGCAGAAGCUUCCAAGAAAAAGGAGAAAAGGGCUGCAUCUCUCCAGUCUAAGCUGGAAAGGGAUUUGAUUAGGGAACAGAUAACCAAUAAGAGAAAAACGGAUUGAUACAGGGUAGUGGAACUGGAAGCCAGGCAGCUACCAUUUGGGAAAGGGAAGUAGUAUUGAUCCCUUUUCCAGAAGGCAAAACAGACCCAGAGAAAUCAACCAGCUGUGAGCCUUCCCCUGUUAAUUGGAGCCAAAGACUCUUCCAUUGUCUGGAUGUCUCUGUGUAAUACUAAACUUCUGAGAACUUAAGUAAGUGGUGUGAUGACAGAUCUGUCUGUAUAAUGCACUUAAAAAGGUGUCAACCCCAAUUACUUAAUAAAUAUUUAUUG
Molecule: messenger RNA, 1506 nt
Organism: Fukomys damarensis (Damara mole-rat)
Lineage: Eukaryota; Metazoa; Chordata; Mammalia; Rodentia; Bathyergidae
Gene: Vma12
Product: transmembrane protein 199
Exons: 6
Coding region: 35-661 (208 amino acids)
Biological process (GO): vacuolar proton-transporting V-type ATPase complex assembly
Cellular component (GO): endomembrane system
Source: RefSeq, a predicted model, not a curated record